AUGGACACAUCCGGCCGGAAUGUCCAUUGCUGCGUAGUGCUACCAGCAGUCGUCGGACUUCAUGGGUUGGGCAGUCGUUUCUUAACUUCCCCGCCGGCAACGGGGGAUCAAAACCAGACGAAAUUUGCCAGUUGUGGAAUAAAGGCCAAUGUACUACCGGCUUGCUCUGUCGAUACGGCCGUCAACAUCGGUGUGCAAACUGCGGUCAACGCGAACAUCGAGAGCCACAGUGCAAAGCGAAAGUGCGCAGCAGUAAUUCCUAAAGAUAUCGCAACCCCGUUGAAGGCACAUGCAUUCGCCCACUUCCUUAAAGAACAUCCCGAUCAACAGUUCGUAUCAUAUUUACUGAACAUUUUACGAUAUGGCGCUGACAUUGGUUAUCGUGGUCCGAAGCGUAGUAUGCGCACACCAAAUGCAGCAUCUGCUCGUAUUUACGCAAAGCAUCUUCAGUCGCAGAUUGAUGCAGAAGUGUCGCUAACACACUCUGUCGGUCCAUUCAGCAGCCCCCCUUUUCCUACAUUUGUUAUAAAUUCGCUCGGAGUAAGACCUAAACCGGAUGGAAAAUUUCGCAUUCUCAUGGAUAUGUCCCGCCCAACCGGACACAGUGUCAAUGAUUAUAUUAGUAAAGAGGAUUAUUCCUUAGCAUUCUGCAAUGUCGACGAUGCUGUGAAUAUUCUCCUGCAACUGGGUAAAGGUGCUCUUAUGUCUAAAUUUGAUAUUCAGCAUGCGUUUCGUCUUGUGCCAGUCAGACCGGCUGACUGGUAUCUGCUUGGCUACCAAUGUAAUGGCCUUUUCUACUUCGACAUUGUUCUACCUUUCGGCUCGCGCUCUUCACCUUUUUUAUUCUGUUUAAUUUCCGAUGCAGUGCAUUGGGUGUUUGUGCAUAUGGAGCGGUUUAUCAGUCUAGCGCCGAAUGCAGAUUCCGUGCCGCAACUGGUAUCCGAAAGUGUGCUUCUAGAUCUGUACAAUUAUCACAUCAUGCAUCCUUAG
This is a messenger RNA of Paramacrobiotus metropolitanus, 990 nucleotides long. RefSeq lists its product as uncharacterized. NCBI's taxonomy places the organism in Eukaryota, Metazoa, Tardigrada, Eutardigrada, Parachela, Macrobiotidae. The coding region runs from base 1 to 990 and encodes 329 amino acids. The record is from RefSeq and is a predicted model, not a curated record. The transcript has 2 exons.